AUGGGCCGCUGGGGUAGACAAAGUCCUGUUUUGGAACCGGAACCUCCACCACCAAUUCCGCCGCGUACAUUUAUGCGCCAAUCCAGUUUCACGAAAAUCGGAAAUAUGUUAAAUACAGCAAUUAAUAUAAAUGGAACCAAGAAACCGCAAAGUAAUGGAGAAGCGUCUUGGUGCUUCUCACAAAUAAAAGGAGCAUUAGAUGAUGAUGUAACAGAUGCUGAUAUUAUAUCAUGUGUUGAAUUUAAUCAUGAUGGAGAGUUAUUGGCGACAGGUGACAAAGGUGGACGUGUAGUAAUAUUCCAGCGUGAUGCUGCUUCAAAAACAGCAAUUCCUCGACGUGGUGAAUAUAAUGUCUAUUCGACAUUCCAAUCGCAUGAGCCUGAAUUUGACUAUCUCAAAUCAUUAGAAAUUGAAGAAAAAAUAAAUAAAAUACGAUGGCUUAAGCGUAAAAAUCCUGCCCACUUCCUGCUUUCAACGAACGAUAAAACCGUUAAAUUAUGGAAAGUCAGCGAACGUGAUAAGUCAUUUGAAGGAUAUAAUACAAAAGAAGAGAAUGGGAUAUCUAAGGAUCCACAAAAUGUAACCGCCUUAAGAGUUCCUGCUGUGAAGAAUAUUCCACUAAUGGUUGAAGCAUCACCACGCCGUAUUUUCGCCAAUGCACAUACCUAUCACAUAAACUCAAUUAGUGUUAAUUCUGAUCAAGAAACAUAUUUGUCUGCUGAUGAUUUAAGAAUCAACCUGUGGCACCUAGAAGUGACGGAUCAGAGCUUUAAUAUAGUCGACAUAAAGCCAACUAAUAUGGAAGAAUUAACAGAAGUUAUAACAGCGGCUGAAUUUCAUCCGACAGAGUGCAAUGUGUUUGUGUACUCAAGCUCAAAGGGCACAAUUCGUUUAUGUGAUAUGCGAUCAUCAGCGCUGUGUGAUAGGCACAGCAAGCAAUUUGAGGAGCCGGAAAAUCCAACGAACCGAAGUUUUUUCAGUGAGAUCAUUAGUUCGAUAAGUGAUGUGAAAUUGAGUAAUUCAGGACGUUAUAUGAUCUCUAGAGAUUAUUUAAGUAUUAAAGUGUGGGACUUACACAUGGAAACAAAACCCAUUGAAACUUAUCCGGUGCAUGAAUAUCUGCGUGCUAAACUCUGUUCUUUAUACGAGAACGAUUGCAUUUUUGAUAAAUUCGAGUGUUGUUGGAAUGGAAAAGACUCAUCCAUUAUGACUGGCAGUUACAAUAAUUUUUUCCGAGUGUUUGACCGUAAUUCAAGGAAAGAUGUCACACUUGAAGCUUCACGUGACAUUAUUAAACCAAAAACGGUGUUAAAACCGCGCAAAGUAUGCACUGGCAAUAAGCGAAAAAAGGACGAGAUUAGCGUUGAUUGCCUCGAUUUUAAUAAAAAAAUAUUGCACACCGCCUGGCACCCACAAGAGAAUGUUAUAGCUGUAGCAGCAACCAAUAAUCUAUUCAUAUUUCAGGAUAAAUUUUAGCUAAAAAUAUCGUUAUAUGUUUUUUCCUCAUUAGUUUAUGAAUCAUAUAAUGCGUAUAAUUUUUAUCGUUAUUUUAUACUUUCCAAAAUUUCAUUUACAAAUUAUUUCAAUAUCUGUACACUUAAAAAUUUUAUAGAGAUUAACAUAUUUAUUAUUUUACUAUUUACAUACUAUUCUUUAUUGUUUCUUAAUUUUUACAUUGUAUAAUUCUUUAUUUAACAACAGACUCGUUUUGCAUACACAUUCAUUGUAAAUCACUAUAAAUUGGAUUUCUUCUGCUGCUAUUUAAAUUUUAUAUAAUUUUGAAUGAAUUUUCUAUAUUUUUAAAUUUGAAACUAUUUUUCGGUUUAUAUAUAUAUAUAUGUUUUUU
This is a messenger RNA of Teleopsis dalmanni, 1846 nucleotides long. Its product is annotated as protein phosphatase PP2A 55 kDa regulatory subunit-like. Gene Ontology annotation, cellular component: protein phosphatase type 2A complex; cytosol. The record is from RefSeq and is a predicted model, not a curated record. Lineage: Eukaryota; Metazoa; Arthropoda; Insecta; Diptera; Diopsidae. The transcript has 4 exons. Gene Ontology annotation, molecular function: protein phosphatase regulator activity; protein binding. Gene Ontology annotation, biological process: peptidyl-serine dephosphorylation. Bases 1 to 1476 code for a protein of 491 amino acids.